GCGCGCUGCGUCAUCUUCGUUGCGCACAUUCUCUCGAAAGGGCGUAGCGACUUUGCCGGUGUCAUUCAUUUCAACGCAGAGUGUAACAGCCGUUUUUAACGAUUGUUCGGGGAGUUUAUACGCAUUAAAAGCAUGAUCAUGAACGGAAUCCAUGCGGAUGAGGAGGAGGUCAGAGAAGAGUCGAGCUCCCCCAGCCACAGCCCGGAGAAGAGGAAGCGGGUGAUCCGGGUCUGGUGUGACGGCUGCUAUGACAUGGUGCACUACGGUCACUCUAACCAAUUACGACAGGCCAAAGCGAUGGGAGAUUACCUUGUAGUAGGAGUACAUACAGAUGAGGAAAUAGCCAAGCACAAGGGUCCUCCGGUCUUCACGCAGGCCGAGCGUUAUAAAAUGAUACGGGCCAUAAAAUGGGUGGAUGAGAUUGUGGAAGGCGCGCCGUAUGUCACAACGCUGGAGACGCUGGACAAAUACAACUGUGAUUUUUGUGUGCACGGAGAUGACAUCACAUUGACCGUGGACGGGAAGGAUACCUAUGACGAGGUGAAGAGAAUGGGCCGAUAUAGGGAAUGUAAACGCACACAGGGAGUGUCUACGACAGACCUAGUGGGCCGUAUGCUCCUGUUAACAAAGGCGCACCACAGUAACAUUGAUAACACAUCUUACCAGCUCCACACGGAUAACUUUGGGAAGGGUCCCAAAGGGCACAGUCCUUGGACCGGCGUCUCUCAGUUCCUGCAGACUUCUCAGAAGAUCAUCCAGUUCGCCUCAGGAAAAGAACCGCAGCCAGGAGACACCAUCAUAUACGUGGCCGGAGCUUUCGACCUUUUCCACAUCGGUCAUGUGGAUUUCCUCGAAACUGUUCACAAACAAGCAGAGAAACCCUACGUCAUUGUCGGACUGCACUUUGACCAGGAAGUGAACCGCUACAAAGGGAAGAACUACCCCAUCAUGAAUAUUCAUGAGAGAACUUUGAGUGUGCUGGCUUGCAGAUACGUGUCAGAGGUUGUGAUCGGGGCUCCGUACGCAGUAGGAAAAGAUCUUCUGGAUCACUUUAAGGUGGAUCUGGUGUGUCAUGGGAAGACGGAAGUGUUUCCCGACAGCGACAGUACAGACCCUUACGAUGAGCCGAAGAAGCGAGGUAUUUUCCGCAUCUUAGACAGCGGCAGCAAUCUGACCACUGAUGACAUCGUGCAGAGAAUCAUUGAGAACAGAUUGCAGUUUGAGGCCAGGAACCAGAAGAAGGAAGCGAAAGAGAUGGCCAUGAUCGAGGCUUUGAAGCAGAAAGAUGAUUCGCUGAAGACCGAGGCGGCUCUCGCGAAGAAUUAACCGAACUAUCCAAACCGAACAAAUCAAGGGGUUCGACGUAGAACGAAAAUUGCCCCCGGACCGUUAAAAAAUGCCUCGAUUUACGAACAGUGCCCGCAUUUUAAUGAACAUGUCGGAACACGGACUUGCUUUUAUAUGUUGUACGACUCUUGUUUGAUGGCAACUACACUUUUAAUGGUACCAAAUAAUUUUGCGCCAUUUUACGAGGGAUUAUGGGAAAAUCGUGUUUUGUUUUUCUCAGUUGGUGAUCCAUCCGCACGUAUUCGUAGAUGAGCAGAGAAAUGGUUUGUGGAGGAACACUUCAUGUUGACUACGUUGGUAUGUGUAAGACUAAUUGGGUUUUAUUCGGGCAUUUUUCUUUAAAAUUUUGUUUUUUAUUUGGGUGAAUCUCAUGGAAACAAAUCCAGGUCACAUUUACCCCAAAAUCAAAAAAAAUAUUUGUGCAUAAAAAUAGCAGUUUUAAGAUUAUUAAAUGUUUUUGCAUUGUGACAUUAUUUUUAAAAUUUCAAAUCAUUUCCAUCCAUAUUCUCAUUACCAUAAUACAUUUGAAUAUUUUGCACAUUAUUUUCAGUAUUGAUUCUCAUUAUAUACAUAUAUAUAUAUAAAUGCUGUAAUACAAUGAUAAUUUUUGUAUAAAUUAAGGAUUUACUACCAUAUAUUAAUCAUUUACGAUAUACUAUACUAAUAUCUAUAUAUAUAUUUCUAUAUUUGGGGUAAUGAGAUUUUGGCUAAUGGAAAAAUUGGCAAAGUUCUUAUCUGAAUAAUAAUCUUCAGCAAUCUUUUUAAUGGUCCUAAUGUGUGUGUGUGUGUGUGUGUGUGUGUGUGUGUGUGUGUGUGUGUGUGUGUAUCAGUAAAAUGUGAUCUGGGUAUGUUUUGACAGGCUUUACCCCGGUAUCUUUUAAUCUAGUGGUGCUGUUGUAGUUUUACCCGUCUCAUCAUAACUAAGUUUGAUGCGUGUGUUGUGAAAAAAAAAAUUCAGAACUGAAGUUUUGUCGAAUAUCGUUCCAUAUGUUGUUCACAGUCACAUACUGUAUCUGGCAUUUUUACUGUUAUUAAUUUCUUUCUCAUACCUUUAAUUGUUGUGAAGUGAUCAAAAUCACAACCAAAGACUGACCUCAGGUGAUUCUUAGAUGUCAGGACGAUGAGAUGUACAAAAUGCAUCGAUAGUUUGUCACACUUUCAUUCAUUUUAAUGUACGACAUAAAUAUUCUUUAUCUUUUUGCAGUUUUAUCACCUGUUUCUGUUUUGAAUGCAUUACGAAGCACAUUGUUUUUAAAGAAAUCUGUAUUUUUAGAGUGAAUUGCUGUGAAAAAACACUAAUUUGAAGUCUCUUCGUCACAGAUGUGAGCAGAAAUGUUAAGUGACCAAUUCUGAGUGUACCAUUAGAUGCUGAAUGUUGAUGGCGUUAUUGUCUUCAGGCAAUCUUUAACUUAUUGGAUCUCAUCCCAUAACCAGUGAAUCGUCAAAACAAUUAUUUUCACAAUAAAAAAAGUAUCAAAACAUGU
Pimephales promelas (fathead minnow) is the source of this 2831-nucleotide messenger RNA. It is a transcript of the gene pcyt2, whose product is annotated as phosphate cytidylyltransferase 2, ethanolamine. The record is from RefSeq and is a predicted model, not a curated record. Gene Ontology annotation, cellular component: cytoplasm. Gene Ontology annotation, molecular function: ethanolamine-phosphate cytidylyltransferase activity. Lineage: Eukaryota; Metazoa; Chordata; Actinopteri; Cypriniformes; Leuciscidae. Gene Ontology annotation, biological process: phosphatidylethanolamine biosynthetic process.